Molecule: messenger RNA, 2288 nt
Organism: Pistacia vera
Lineage: Eukaryota; Viridiplantae; Streptophyta; Magnoliopsida; Sapindales; Anacardiaceae
Product: wall-associated receptor kinase-like 10
Exons: 3
Coding region: 1-2181 (726 amino acids)
Biological process (GO): protein phosphorylation; cell surface receptor signaling pathway
Cellular component (GO): plasma membrane
Molecular function (GO): ATP binding; protein serine/threonine kinase activity
Source: RefSeq, a predicted model, not a curated record
AUGGCUGUUCAUCUUUUGGUAUUGCUGAAAAUCAUUUUGCUACUGUGGCCAAUCAGACCAUCAACGGCAUUAUCAUGUCCCCAGAACUGUGGUGAAGUCAAAAUACAGUACCCCUACGGUACCGGAGAAGGUUGCUACCUCAAUAAGGGGUUUGAAGUAACAUGCCGAAAAUCUUCUGGCUCUCCAAAAGCUUUAUUAAGUAGCAUCAAUCUGGAACUACUCGAGGACACUUUUGAUUCCUCAAUAGGAAUUAGUCCUGGUAUAUACAUGGACUUCAUGAGAAUCAACGUCAGCAUUCCUGUGAUUCUUCUGAAUCGCGGCAAGGCGAAUAUUUCUGAAAGUGUAAACCUGUCAGGUAGCCCCUUUUACUUUUCAUCAGCAAAUACGUUCGUUGCCAUGGAUUGCAACCACUAUGCUAACUUCAGCAGCCCGAAUGAAGAAUUUGGUGCUGGGUGCCUGUCAUUUUGUACUUGCGAUCCUAAUUAUUCUUUAGGCUGCUAUGAUUUCACAUGUUCCAUUCCUCCGAAUCAUAAGUUUUAUUAUGCAAACUUGUCAAGCAUUUAUUCUGAAAGUAUUCUCCGGGAUUGCAGUUCCGCCUUCGUGGUUGAACAGUAUUGGUUCGAGUCAAGCUACCAAUCAAAUCGAGAUGGUUUUAAAAGUAAAAAAUAUGUCCCUGCAACGCUGGACUGGGGAGAAUAUAAUGGAACAUGUGUGGAACCAUACAAUUCCGGCACUACAUUUUGUAACGACGAUAAUUACUGUUUAAUACAGUUAACCUCAGGCCAUGUUUGUCUUUGCAAAGAUCGACGAUCCGAAACCUCCCUAGGAUGCAGAGGUAUUUUAUACUGCAAUAUGACCGGCGGCCAGAAUUGCUCUAAAUGUCCUCCCGGUUAUGAACACGAUCACCAGUACAAAGAGUGCUCCCCACUGAGAAGUUAUGAUGAUAUGUUUAUAAAAAGCCCCCGGAUAAAAUUUUUCGUUAUCAUAGGUUGCAGUGCUGGGCUAGGAGUGUUGUUACUACUCAUGGGAAUAUGGUGGUUGUACAAGUUCAUCAGAAGAAGAAAAGAAAUGAAGCUGAAGCUGAAAUUCUUUAAAAGAAACGGUGGUUUGUUACUGCAAAAACACUUGUAUUCCGAUGAAGGACGUGAUAUUAAGAAAACAAAAUUGUUUACUUCAGAGGAAUUGGAAAAGGCUACAGACAAUUUUAGCAAAAAUCGAAUUCUUGGUCAAGGAGGACAAGGCACGGUGUAUAAAGGCAUGCUCGCAGAAGGAAGAAUAGUAGCGGUUAAAAAGUCCACGGUAGUGGAUGAAAGUAAAUUGGGAGAGUUCAUUAAUGAGGUUGUGAUUUUGUCACAAGUUAACCAUCGAAAUGUGGUUGAACUAUUGGGGUGCUGCUUGGAGACAGAAGUUCCUCUUUUAGUCUAUGAGUUCAUUCCUAAUGGAAAUCUCUUUCAAUAUAUAAAUGACCCAAGUGAGGAGUUUCCAAUCACAUGGGAGUUGCGUUUACGUAUUGCCAUAGACGCUUCAAGUGCUAUAUCUUAUCUCCAUUCGGCUGCUUCUAUUCCUAUAUAUCAUCGAGACAUUAAGUCUACAAAUUUACUUUUAGAUGAAAAAUAUAGAGCAAAAGUGUCCGACUUUGGAACUUCAAGAUAUGUUGCAGUUGACCAAACUCACUUGACUACUAAAGUAUAUGGGUCUUUUGGAUACUUUGAUCCAGAAUAUUUUCGAUCAAGCCAAUUUACAGAGAAAAGUGAUGUUUAUAGUUUUGGAGUAGUUCUUGCUGAGCUCUUAACUGGACAAAAACCAAUUAUUUCAAUUAAUAAUGAUGAAGCACAAAGUUUAGCAUUAUAUUUUCAGUGUGCAAUGAAAGAGAAUCGUCUAUUUGAAAUUCUUGAUGCUCGAGUUCUACAAGAGGCUGGGAAAGAAGAGAUUAUAAGAGUUGCUAAUCUCACAAAAAGAUGUUUGAAGUUAAAUGGGAAGAAGAGACCAACAAUGAAAGAAGUAGUAAGUGAAUUAUCUAGGAUUAGAGGAUUGAGUGGAGAUUCAACUAUGCAACAAAAUUAUGAAGAGACCGAUUUUGUUGAUGGUAAAAUAACUAAUCGCUUUGCAAUUGGUUCCUCAGUCGUCGGGUUGUCACUUUCUAAUAAUGCCAGUUUUCAAGAGUCAUCAGCACUCCUUUGAUCUUCAUAAAUUGUCAUGAAAUGAGGGGAAUUGUUUAAGUUAUGGUGUAUCCCGAAGUUUUGAAAUUUAUUUUGUCUUUUUUAUGGAUAUUAUGUAACGCAUGUUUA